CCUAAACUUACUAAAAUGCACACUAACGACACUUAAGGAAAACAGGAAACACAGAAUUCUAAAGAGUGUUACAACAGGUUGAACUGCAAUUUCUUUGAGAAAAUGGUGAUCAUCGAAGUUUCGAAAAUGGAAGUUUUAUACGAUAUUCCGUGUAGAAGGAAAGAACAGAUUAUUGGUGUUGGAAAAUCAGAUCAAUUUCCGGCAAGGCUUGUAGACGAUAUUGAAAAUGAACAAAGCUCAGAAACGCCAAAUGAGGAGACUAUCAAAAAAGGAACGGAAGCAGAUGACGGUUUCCGCAAACGAAAACAUGUUAGAAGUGAGCAUUCGUCCAAUUAUCCAAUUCAGUCGAGGCAUGGAGACAGGUGGCAUGCCUUAAUUGUGAUCCUUUUGAUUCACUCUACACUGUCACCAGCUUCAGGUCAAGUCAUCGACAGAAAAACUGGGAUUGUAAAUAAUGUUACUGGCUGUCUCGUGGAAGUUGACGUGAAAAGCGAAGUUAACCUUAGAUGGACAACACUAGAAACCAAUCCGCUCAUGGAUGCUAUUAUCGAUGGCAAACUAAUUGCCAACUAUGAUUUACGUCACCGUGAUUACCAUCUUUACAACAACAAUGAUUCUAACUUGUAUGCGCCAUUUAUGUUUGAAAAUAAAACUUGUCAACUUACAAUAAAGAAAGUAGAGAGGCAUGUCCGUAAAGUUAUGUUUAUUGGUUCUGACAUUGAUAGUUUCGAGGUCAGUGGCAAACGAGCAGCAAUCUGCAGGGAUUUCAGUUCAGGAUGGAUAUACCUUAAAGCAACUGUAAACACCACCAACAUGAACAGCAGUGAAACAAGUCCCCAUAAAGCAAACUUGGAAAUUAUGAUAUUCGUAAUAGUAGGAUCGAUUCUUUUUGUGUCGCCUUUUGUUGCUGCUGCCAUACAACGUGGUUUAAACAGAAAAAGGACAGCUGGUGUCAAUGGCGAUGACAAUCAUCCCAGAGAGAAUGAUAGAUGUCUACCAGACGGACCAAUUGAUGCUGCUCCAGCUGGUGUCAAUGGCGAUGACAAUCCUCCCAGAGAGAAUGAUAGAUGUCUACCAGACGGAACAAUUGAUGCUGCUCCAGCUGGUAUCAAUGGCGAUGACAAUCAUCCCAGAGAGAAUGAUAGAUGUCUACCAGACGGACCAAUUGAUGCUGCUCCAGCUGGUGUCAAUGGCGAUGACAAUCCUCCCAGAGAGAAUGAUAGAUGUCUACCAGACGGACCAAUUGAUGCUGCUCCAGCUGGUGUCAAUGGCGAUGACAAUCCUCCCAGAGAGAAUGAUAUAUGUCUACCAGACGGACCAAUUGAUGAAACAAGACAAAGAAAAGUUGCCUGUCUAGUACAAAUAUUUGAGAAGAAUGAUACUGAAUCAUGUCCAGAAAAUGAAUGCAGCGGUUAACAAUGCCAGCUAUGCCAACCAUACAUCUGGUCGAAAUGGAUAGUUGUGGCUCCGUAAUUUCUAAACAUUCCAACUGUUACAAGCAUAUUUCAUAAAGAAAAAACUAGUUGUUGUUUGAGAACAUAUUCAAAACAUUUUGUUUCUCAACAGGUGAACUGUAAUUCUUUUUGCUGUAAUGUACUUUCUACAACCUCCGAUAAGUAGAUCCAAUAAAUUAUCGAUACAAGAGAUUCUUAUCUUGCCCACGGGCAAAGAUAAAACAAGUACUCGUAUGGAACUUUUUUAAAAGAUUAUCACAUUGAAAUUGCCUCCCUGGUUAAAGACUGUCGUCUGUUGAAUCAUAUAAACCUAACAAAAAAAAUGCUUCACUAGAACUAUAAAAAAAACUGAAGUGACUUUUUACAUAAUCUGAGUCACUGUGCGCAUAUCCAUGACAGCCACAAAUUAUCACAUAUUCAUACGCAUCUAUUUUCGAUACGCACAAAAGAGUCCAGCAACAAAUACAUUUUACUUAUUUUCUAUGUUUAAAUGAAGUGGGAGAAAAAAAAAUUACCAACCCUCGCGCAGGGAUUUUUGCGAAAACUCGGUAAACCUCGUUUCCGCAAAACACCCUACGCUCGGGUCGGGAUGAACCUAUCUUACACUCUCGGCCAUGGAAGAUACUUUUAGUCUAUUCUAGAAGAUGUAACAUUUUUUUAUGAAUGUUAACCCGUCAUUAUUUGUUUUACAUGUAAGGACAUGUUUGACAUUAUUUUAAAACUUAUACUAUAUAUCCGUGCAUAUGCAUGCCAUGCUUGUAUGUUGUUAUAUGUUUAUUUAAUAUAUAACUUAACAUUGGUAAGAAUAAUAAAAUAGUUUUAAAAAAUGCAGCUAAAUGACUACAUGGAAUGUGAGCAGGCUAAAAACGCCACUUCACGCAUCUCAG
Mya arenaria is the source of this 2341-nucleotide messenger RNA. RefSeq lists its product as uncharacterized. NCBI's taxonomy places the organism in Eukaryota, Metazoa, Mollusca, Bivalvia, Myida, Myidae. The transcript has 11 exons. The coding region runs from base 103 to 1416 and encodes 437 amino acids. The record is from RefSeq and is a predicted model, not a curated record.